Messenger RNA from Arabidopsis arenosa, 1355 nucleotides. The record is from the annotation of a GenBank genome assembly. NCBI's taxonomy places the organism in Eukaryota, Viridiplantae, Streptophyta, Magnoliopsida, Brassicales, Brassicaceae.
UUUAGAAGUGACCUUUACCAUGUCGAUUUAUAAAUGCACCUGCAAAACUGAACCCUAAGUAGUCAUGUCCCUCCUCCGCCGCAUUGUCCGAAAUUCGACGGUAUCAAAGGCUGUCCUGGUUGCGAAGGCGUUCAAGCCUUACCCACUCGGAAGAGAUCCUUCCUCACUCCCAAAGCUUGAUACGGUCUCCAUCAGGGAUAUCGAUGACCGCCCAAUUUCUCUGCGCUACAGAGUCACGGCGAUGAUCGAGAUGUCUAUUCUCGACGAAGCCUCGAAGCUCUCGCGCCUCGCUGUCUUGGACAAAUUUCGAGUCGACGGAGACACCGUAUUCAUCUGCAAUUCCGUAAUCGGCGCCAUGUGCAGCGCCAAACGUUACGACGAUGCCAUCUCUCUGUUCAAUUACUUUUUCAACGAGUCUCAAACUCUCCCAAACGUGCUCUCCUGCAAUCUCAUCAUGAAAGCACACUGCGACCAAGGUCACGUCGACGACGCUCUUGAGCUCUACCGCCACAUUUUGCUCGACGGACGUUUAGUUCCAGGCAUCGAGACAUACAUGAUACUCACCAAAGCCUUGGUUGACGCCAAAAGAUUCGAUGAAGCUUGUGAUUUAGCGGGAUCCAUGAGCUGUUGUAGUUUCAUGGUCUACGACAUUCUGAUUCGCGGGUUCUUGGAUAUAGGGAAUUUCGUAAAGGCUAGCCAAAUCUUCAAGGAAUUGGAAGGACUGGAUAGGAAAUUUCCAUGGAGAGAGUAUCACAAGGCAAUUGCAAUUUUUAAUGUUUCCUUUGUGAACUAUUUUUUCAAGCAAGGUAAAGAUGAGGAAGCUAUGGAGAUUCUCGCAACUCUGGAAGAUGCUCAAGUGCUGAAACCCAUUGUCGGAAACAGGGUUUUAAAAGUUCUUGUGGAGCACGGCAAGAAAACAGAGGCCUGGGAAUUGUUUGAAGAGAUGAUAAAAAUCUGUGAUUCCGAGACGAUUGACAUAAUGUCCGAGUAUUUUAUUGAAAAUACUGUACCAUUCGAGCGGCUCAGGACAACGUGUUAUAGGACGAUGAUCGCAAGUCUCUGCAAGCAUGGAAGAGUGUUGGAGGCCGAGAAAUACUUCGCAGAGAUGUUUACCGACGCUGAGAUAUUUACCGACGUUGAUGGAGAGGACUUGUUGGUGGGGCCUGACCUUUCAACAUUCAGAGCAAUGAUCAAUGGAUAUGUUAAGGUAGGGGCAGUCAAUGAUGCUAUCAAGACUUUGAACAAGUUGCGGAUUUCAAAUAUUAGAAAGCUUGCUAUUCAUCGAGCCCCAUAAGUUGCAUUUGUGCUUCUUUCUAUAGUCUAUCAACUCAUAUUAUCAUGUACUGAUUUUUAGU